Messenger RNA from Drosophila nasuta, 1233 nucleotides. Its product is annotated as endoplasmic reticulum-Golgi intermediate compartment protein 3. The transcript has 6 exons. Gene Ontology annotation, cellular component: endoplasmic reticulum membrane; Golgi membrane; COPII-coated ER to Golgi transport vesicle. Gene Ontology annotation, biological process: retrograde vesicle-mediated transport, Golgi to endoplasmic reticulum; endoplasmic reticulum to Golgi vesicle-mediated transport. Lineage: Eukaryota; Metazoa; Arthropoda; Insecta; Diptera; Drosophilidae. Bases 115 to 1233 code for a protein of 372 amino acids. The record is from RefSeq and is a predicted model, not a curated record.
UAGGCCUGCAGCUGAUAGUCCACCACGUCACUCUGCUUAUUCCGCUUGCACUUGCUACAAAAUCAUGUAAAUUCGUUUUUAUUAAUUUUUGUGUGUUGUAAUUGUAAAUUGAAAAUGAAAUUCGGUGAUGUACUGCGUCGCCUAGACGCCUAUCCACGCACACUCGACGAUUUUAGCGUACGCACAGUGGGCGGAGCCGCCGUUACUAUCAUUAGCACGAGCAUCAUAACGGUGCUGAUACUGCUGGAAUGCCUAAACUAUAUGACACCCACGCUCAACGAGGAACUUUAUGUGGACACCACACGCGGGCACAAGCUGCGCAUUAAUCUGGACGUAACGCUUCACAAUCUGGCCUGUAAUUAUAUAUCCCUCGAUGCUAUGGACUCUUCAGGUGACACUCACCUCCGUGUCGAUCACGAUGUGUUCAAGCACCGAUUGGACCUUAAAGGAGAGCCGCUAAAGGAGACUCCAAUCAAGGAAAUUGUAGCGGUGUCGCCACCCAAUAAAAACACCACUUGCGGCAGCUGCUAUGGUGCCGAGCACAAUGCCACACAUUGCUGUAACACUUGCGAGGAUGUCUUGGAUGCGUAUCGCGUGAGGAAGUGGAAUAUGCAGAUGGACAAGAUCGAACAGUGCAAAGGCAAAUACAAACGCACCGACGAGGACGCGUUCAAAGAAGGCUGUCGCAUCCAGGGACACUUGGAAGUGAACCGGAUGGCCGGCAGUUUCCACUUUGCACCCGGCAAAAGUUUCUCCAUUCGUCAAUUCCACAUACACGACUUCCAAUUCACCAAUGUAAAGCUAUCGCACACCAUUAAUCAUCUGUCCUUUGGCGAGAAAAUUGAGUUUGCCAAGACGCAUCCAUUGGAUGGACUGCGCGUUGAUGUUGAGGAGUCUAAGAGCGAAAUGUUUAACUACUACUUAAAAAUUGUGCCCACGCUCUAUGAACGCCACAGCGAUGGCGAACCCAUCUAUACCAAUCAGUUCUCCGUAACGCGACAUCGAAAGGAUUUAAUGGAUCGGGAGCGUGGCAUGCCAGGCAUCUUCUUCAGCUACGAGCUGUCCCCACUGAUGGUCAAAUAUGCCGAGAGGCACAGUUCCUUUGGCCACUUUGCCACCAAUUGCUGUUCCAUCAUUGGCGGCGUCUUCACCGUUGCCGGAAUUCUGGCUGUGCUGCUAAACAAUUCGUGGGAGGCUUUGCAGCGCAAGUUGGAGGUGGGCAAACUCAGUUAG